Trifolium pratense (red clover) is the source of this 1217-nucleotide messenger RNA. RefSeq names its product inorganic pyrophosphatase 2-like. NCBI's taxonomy places the organism in Eukaryota, Viridiplantae, Streptophyta, Magnoliopsida, Fabales, Fabaceae. The coding region runs from base 229 to 1050 and encodes 273 amino acids. The record is from RefSeq and is a predicted model, not a curated record. The transcript has 3 exons. Gene Ontology annotation, molecular function: phosphatase activity.
GGAUGCUAUGUAAUAUUCCUUUUUCUAAUCAAAGAUUCCUUCUUCUUUUUUUGGUGUUGUCUUUUUCAUUCUUCACUAUAAAUACCUAUUUUCUCCCUGUCAUCAAAUUCAAACCAAGAACCAAUUUUGAGAUCACUUUUAAACACCCAUUUAGCUACUAAUUCUUCUUAACCAGUUUUUUUCUUCUGGGUCAUUGAAAUUUCUAACAUUCUCUUUCUCAAAGAAAAAAUGUCUAAUAUUGUGGUUGUUUUCGACUUUGACAAAACUAUCAUUGAUUGUGAUAGUGAUAAUUGGGUCAUUGAUGAAUUAGGUUUCACUGAUUUGUUUAAUCAGCUUCUUCCAACCAUGCCUUGGAAUUCUCUCAUGGACAAGAUGAUGAUGGAGCUUCAUUCAAAUGGAACAACCAUUGAAGAAAUUGAAAAGGUUCUUCAUAGGAUUCCAAUUCAUCACAGAAUAGUACCUGCAAUUAAAUCAGCUCAUGCUUUAGGGUGUGAUUUGAGGAUUGUGAGUGAUGCCAAUGUGUUUUUCAUUGAAACAAUUUUGAAGCAUUUAGGAAUAAGAGAAUGCUUCUCAGAGAUUAACACUAAUCCUGGUUAUGUUAAUCAAGAAGGAAGAUUAAGAAUUUUGCCUUAUCAUGAUUUCAAUAAGGCUUCACAUGGUUGUCCUCUCUGUCCUCCCAAUAUGUGCAAGGGUUUGAUCAUAGAUAGAAUCCAAAGUUCAAUUCUUGAAGGGGAUAAUAAUAAGAGGUUUAUCUAUCUUGGUGAUGGUAUUGGAGAUUAUUGUCCUAGCUUAAGGCUUAAAGAGAGAGAUUUCAUGAUGCCAAGGAAGAAUUUUCCAGCUUGGGACUUAAUAUGUAAAGACCCUUCACUUCUUAAGGCUGAAAUUCAUGGUUGGAGUGAUGGAGAAGAGUUAGAACAAGUUUUGAUGAAGUUGAUUAACAAAAUUAUGAUAGAGGAAAAUGCUCAAUUUAUUUCUUCAGAUUGCAAGCUACAAUCUCUAUCAAUUCCUGUGCAUGAAACUUUGCCAAAAGCUCUCUCAGUUAGGCCAUAGAUUUUUAGUUUACAAUAAUUGCAAAUGUAUCAUAAAGUAAUGUAGUAGGUUUUUCAUUUGUGGUUUGAUUAACUUUUAUCAAACUUUCCUAAUGUUGCUAAUUGUGGAAUUUGUCCUAUAUAUAUGGAUAUGUACUUUAUCAUAUGCAAAGAACAAUUUGCCCUUGA